This is a messenger RNA of Pediculus humanus corporis (human body louse), 870 nucleotides long. RefSeq lists its product as uncharacterized. NCBI's taxonomy places the organism in Eukaryota, Metazoa, Arthropoda, Insecta, Psocodea, Pediculidae. The coding region runs from base 1 to 870 and encodes 289 amino acids. Gene Ontology annotation, cellular component: membrane. The record is from RefSeq and is a predicted model, not a curated record. Gene Ontology annotation, molecular function: phosphatidylinositol bisphosphate binding. The transcript is spliced from 5 exons.
AUGGGUCGUGAUUUAAAAUUAGAAUUAGAACCCCUAACUCCCGAAUUGAUAAAAAAAGCGGAAGUAGAAUUACGGGAAACUCCGGAACGUGUAGAAGAAUCCGUUGAAGAAUUGAAAAAAUUAUUAAAACAAAAUUCAAAUUUAUAUUACGAUCAUUCACCGGAAGUUUUAAUAAGAUACCUUAGACCUGUUAAAUUUUAUCCGGAAAGUGCUUUGUCUUUGAUGAGAAGAAUAGCAGAAUUUAAAGAAAAAAAUAAAGAUUUACUCACCGGUCUCAUGCCGGAAAAAGUUGAAAAAAUUAUGUUGAACGAAGAUAUUGUUAACGUGCUCGCUAACAGAGAUCACAAGGGAAGAAGAAUAUUGAUUAACAAAGCUGGAAAAGCUUGGGAUCCUAAAAAAGCAACUCCAGAUCAAGUUUUUCAAAUGUUUUAUUUGAUUCAUCAAGGUGCACUGCUGGAACCUGCAACACAAGUCAAUGGAGUCGUUGUUAUUUUAGAUUUUGACGGAUUGGGAAUGGCACAAGUUCUUGCAUUAAGUCCAAGCUUUUCUUUAAGGCUUUUAAAUUUUAUACAGGAUGCUAUGCCAUUAAGACUGAAAGAAGUUCACAUAGUUAAUCAACCUUGGUUGUUUAAUAUGGUUUGGAAAAUUUUUAAACCCUUGGUUAAAGAAAAAUUAAAUAAAAGACUGCAUUUUCACGGUAAUAAAUUACAAGAAUUGCAUAAAUUCAUUCCGAGAGAUUAUCUUCCAGAAGAUUAUGGCGGAAGUCUUCCAAAAGUUGAUUAUUCUGCAAAGGAUUGGUAUCCGAUAUUAAGAAGUUUGGAUGAUUCCAUUAGAGAAAACAAUAAAUAUGGACUCGUUAAACAAUCCUGA